Messenger RNA from Phalaenopsis equestris, 622 nucleotides. RefSeq names its product histone H2B.3-like. Gene Ontology annotation, molecular function: protein heterodimerization activity; DNA binding; structural constituent of chromatin. Lineage: Eukaryota; Viridiplantae; Streptophyta; Magnoliopsida; Asparagales; Orchidaceae. The transcript has a single exon. The coding region runs from base 51 to 497 and encodes 148 amino acids. Gene Ontology annotation, cellular component: nucleosome. The record is from RefSeq and is a predicted model, not a curated record. Gene Ontology annotation, biological process: nucleosome assembly.
UGGCUUCUCACCAUCGUCAAAAAACCUGCACUUUCGUCGAAUUCUUCGAUAUGGCCCCAAAAGCUGAGAAGAAGCCCGCGGAGAAGAAGCCCGUCGAAGAGAAGCCCGCCGAGAAGGCUCCAGCGGAGAAGAAGCCCGCCGAGAAGAAGCUCAAGGCGGAGAAACGUCCGGCAAGGGAUGUUGCCGCCGGGAAAAAGAAGAAAAAGAAGGCGAAGAAGGGAUCCGAAACCUACAAAAUCUACAUCUUUAAGGUUCUGAAGCAGGUGCAUCCUGACAUCGGGAUCUCCAGCAAGGCGAUGAGCAUUAUGAAUUCCUUCAUCAAUGACAUCUUCGAGAAGCUGGCUCAGGAAUCAUCUCGCCUCGCUCGCUACAACAAGAAACCCACCAUUACAUCUCGUGAGAUCCAGACCUCUGUCCGCCUUGUUCUUCCCGGUGAGCUCGCUAAGCACGCUGUUUCUGAAGGAACCAAGGCUGUCACAAAGUUCACCAGUUCUUAAGCUGCCUGUGUGGUUGAUUGAUGCGAAUACUUUUUAAAAUGGGAGUAGAUUUGAUUUUUGUUUAAAUUUAUUGUCAUCUUUUAAAUUUAGCUUUCAGAUCAAUAGAAUGUGGUUCUGUUGGUAAA